AUGUACUCGGAGCUUCUAGCGGCGGUCACCGUCGGCCUUCUCGGCGCUGUCACGCUCACCUACAAGCGCACGCACUCGCCGCCGUUGUGCGCGGCCAUUGCCUGCGCCUGUGGGCAGGUCCAAGGCCGCGUGGAUGCGCCGGCCGCGACGCGCUUGGUAUGCUACUGCACCGACUGCAACGCCUUUGCCACCAAAGUGUCCAAGACGAACGCGCCACCGCUGGACGCGAGCGGAGGCACCGACAUCCUUCAGCUCUUCCCGGCCGACCUUACUUUCAGCCGCGGCGCCGAGCACCUCACGGUGGGCAUUUUGUCGCCUGAAACAGCAACCCUCCGCGUCUUUGCGUCGUGCUGCGCUGCCUUUGCGGGUCUUCUCGCGUCGGUGCUCCAAGACAAGUCGCUCGUGCUGCCGCCAAUCCAAUUUCGCAUCUUUGCACGGUCAGCGACAGGACCGGUUCCGGACGCGCCGGUGGCCGCGAAGGCGGUCUCGGUGCGCUUUGUUGUGAACUUUAUCGUGCGCUCGGCCGUGUACCGCGGCCGCGCGUCGCCCGCGCCGGUGGCGUUGACACCCCGCGUUCUCUUGUGA
This is a messenger RNA of Saprolegnia parasitica CBS 223.65, 585 nucleotides long. RefSeq lists its product as hypothetical. Bases 1 to 585 code for a protein of 194 amino acids. The transcript has 2 exons. The record is from RefSeq and is a predicted model, not a curated record. NCBI's taxonomy places the organism in Eukaryota, Oomycota, Saprolegniomycetes, Saprolegniales, Saprolegniaceae.